UAAUUAUUUUCAUUUCUCUUUUUUCAAAUGUUGAAAAGAGUAACAACACUCGGGUUCAAGAGUGUCUUGGCUGUUGCCAUGUUUGCACAAGCUAGCUUUAUUCUGGCACGUAGAGGGCCUGCUGUUGUAACAGCAUUUUCCUUCGCUACAUCGCUUUCCACUCGCUCAUUCGCCGCGGCUUCCAAAGCUUUUGGAGGAAAUGGUGUCCGACAUGCGUUUUGCCCGCGUACAUCGGCGGCCUCAAUGAAAUUGCAAAUGAGUAGUGUCUUGGAUGGAGGCACAGAUCUCAAAGAGAAGAUGAUUGUUAACCACCCCGCAUACGAAAUUUUGCAAGAGGAUUUUAUCGAAGAGUACGGGGCCGCAGCCACUUUGUAUCGCCACAAGAAAUCUGGCGCUGAGUUGCUGAGUGUAUCGACGGAUGACGACAACAAGGUCUUUGGUAUCACUUUCCGCACUCCGCGUAAGUCGAUUUCGGAUUCUAAAUACAUUGGCUUAGUUUGACUGCAAUGAAACAUUGAUCUCAACUUUACUCGUUUUGGAUUGCUAAUUUUUCGAAACUGAAGCCGAGGAUUCCACUGGCGUACCCCACAUUCUCGAGCAUUCAGUCCUUUGCGGAAGCAGAAAGUAUACAACGAAAGAUCCUUUUGUUCAAUUGUUGGCAGGGAGUCUUCAAACAUUUUUGAAUGCGUUUACGUAUCCUGAUCGCACUUGCUACGUCGUGGCAUCUCAGAACAAUAAAGAUUUCUACAAUCUCAUUUCUGGUGAGUGAGAAGCAGACGGUUUUGGGGUUCGCUGUAAUUUUGGAUAGCAUCCAUCUGGAACCCUGUCGUAAUCUAACUCUUUUUCAGUGUAUGCCGAUGCCGUUUUCCAUCCGCGAGCAAUUUCUGAUCCUAUGGUACAUGCCCAGGAAGGUUGGCACUUAGAACUCGAUGACAAGGAGGAUCCUCUUAUCUACAAAGGUGUGGUCUUCAACGAAAUGAAGGGUGUUUACUCAUCCCCAGAUUCACUUUUGAAUCGCGAAUCUCAAAGAUCCUUGUAUCCGGACACAACGUACGGAGUAGACAGUGGUGGCGACCCACGAGUUAUUCCCGAUCUUUCUUUUGAACAAUUUGCUGACUUCCACAAGAAAUUCUACCAUCCAACCAAUUCGCGUAUUUAUUUUUCGGGUGAUGACGAUGUUAAGGCCCGAUUGGAGAUCAUGGACUCGUAUCUCGACGAAUUCGAUUUCUCACCGGAAAGCAAACCAGGAAGUGUUAUCGAAUGGCAGAAGAAGAAGUACACCGAACCUAAGAAGGAAACGCACCCGUAUCCUAUUGGAGAAGACCAACCCGAAACCCACAUGAUGAACAUCAACUGGUUGUUGAAUGAUGAACCUAUGUCGUCCUUUGAUGAGCUGACGAUCGGUAUUUUGGAUCACCUUCUCAUGGGGACCUCGUCGUCGAUUCUUCGCAAAUCUCUUAUGGAAAGUGGUUUUGGAGAGGCGAUCACUGGCGGAGGCCUUUCGGAUGAGCUGCUUCAAGCGACAUUCUCCAUUGGUAUGAAGGGAGUCAAACGUGAGGAUGUACCAAAGCUCGAAAACCUCAUUAUCGAAACUCUUGAAAAGGUCGCUAAGGAAGGAUUCGAAGCUGAUGACAUUGCCUCGUCGAUGAAUACAAUUGAAUUCUCGCUUCGAGAAUUUAACACGGGAUCAUACCCGAAGGGUUUGAGUUUUAUGCUUGGAGCUAUGUCAAAGUGGCUUUACGAUGAGUCGCCUACUGAAGCGCUCAAGUUCGAGAAGCCACUGGCUGAACUGAAGGAAAAGAUUGCGGAUUCCGGUUCAAAAGUUUUCCAAGACAUGGUCGAGAAAAUGUUUAUCAAGAACUCCCACCGAACAACCAUCGAGAUGAAGCCAUCGAAAACCUACGAAAGUGAACUUUUGAAGGAGGAAGAGGACAAGCUGAAGAAUAUCAAGGAAUCAAUGAAUGAUGCCGAAAUUGAGAAAGUAAUUGAGACGACCAAAAAGCUGAAAGAACUUCAAGCGGCUGAAGAUUCUCCAGAGGACCGUGCUACGAUUCCUGCCUUGGAAAUCGAAGAUCUCAAACGCGAAGUUACUGAAUAUCCAAUUGAGGAAACCAAAAACGAAAAUGAUACAGGUAUCACUGUGUUGCGACACGAACUUGGUUCCACUUCCGGAAUCGCAUACGUCAACCUCGCAGUUGAUUUGUCGGCGCUUCCAGUUGACGACAUUCCACUACUACCAUUGAUGACAAGAAUGAUGAUGGAAACUGGUGCAGGGGAAUACGACCAAGUUGCUCUAUCGCGUCGUAUUGGUACCUACACAGGCGGUUUGGGUGUGACUACCCUUACAACAGCAGUGCACCCUGAAGGUUCGAGCCAAAAAACUGUUAUCGAUGGCAACCACCUUCAGUCAAAACUACUUGUAAGAGGAAAGGCAACAAGUGACAAUGUUGGCGAGUUGUUUGCUUUGAUGAAGACGGUCUUGACUGAUGCAAACUUCGACUCACAGUCUCGUGUUGUCGAGAUGCUCAAGGAAACGAAGGCAGGAAUGGAGGCUGGUAUCGGAGCAGGGUAAGAAAUCGUUUAUUCAUGUCAUCGAUUAUCAUCUGUGUUCGCGUAUUGCUAAAUACAUUUUCUUCUUUUUGAAUCAAAACCAGUGGGCACCAAGCCAUCAACACGAGAAUGAAGGCAAGAUACCGAGUCGGGGGAUACAUUGACGAAGUCAUGGGCGGCAUCGCACAACUGGAUACGGUCCGCUCGCUAUUGGAUCAGGCGCAGAACGACUGGCCGUCUUUGUUGGCACGGCUAGAGAACAUGAGAAGCACCAUUUUGAAUGAAAAUAUUUGCAGGGAUGGUAUGGUUUUGGAUAUUACUGGUGACAAAGUUGUUCUCGAAAAAGUUCAACCAUCGGUAGAUCAAUUCUUGACUGAUUUGCCAGGAAAGAGCGAUGGCGAAAAACUUCCCAACUUUUACAAGGAUGAGCAUCCUUGGGUUGCCCCCAUCAAGAAGCUAAUGAAUGAGUUAGUACCAAUCAAAGACGAGGGAUUCGUUUUACCCACUCAAGUUUCAUAUGUUGGAAAAAGUGGACUUUUGUAUGACAAUGAUGAAGAAUCAAGUGGAUCAGCUCAAGUUGUUUCGAAGUUUUUGAAAACUGGAGUAAGCAUUAGUGCACUAAUCGUCCAGGAGUUUUUGCAUGUCCUUCAAGACACCAUUCCUCACACUUAUUCUCUGAUGACAAAAUUUCUAUAGUAUCUUUGGGAUCACGUAAGAGUGAUGGGUGGAGCAUAUGGUGGUUUCUGUACAUUUUCUCCAUUUUCUGGUUUCUUUUCUUACUUGAGUUACCGGGAUCCCAACCUAUCGAAGACACUUGACAUUUAUGAUGCAGCAGGAGAUGCAGUUCUUUCGGCAGCAGAACAAAUGAAAAAUGAUCCCGACAUGCUGUCGCAAGCGAUCAUCGGGACGAUCGGCGAAAUCGACGGAUCGCUCAGCCCUGACACAAAAGGUUUCGUCUCCUUCCAGAGAUGGUUGGUCAACGAGAGCCCCGAGACCCGUCAAAGGCAGCGAGAUCAAAUUAUUGACACCAAACCUGAAGACUUCGAAGCUUUUGGUAACCGCUUGAAGAAUAUGAAAGAUGCAUCGUGUGCAGUUGUCAGUUCUCAGUCGGGCUUCGAGGCCGCAGAGAAAGACGGCAAAAAGUUCAUCUUGAAAACUAUCGUCUAAAAUGAAGCUAUGUUGUUGAAAAAUAUUUUCUGCAACUGGUAUCUAUUCAGUUUUCUUUAACARCAGACAUUUUUCAACCAAACCAUGUACAGAAAGUGAUUUCUGAACAAUUUAGAAAGUACAAGUAGUACGGUAGUAAUAAAUUUCUUCGCAAAAC
Molecule: messenger RNA, 3874 nt
Organism: Pseudo-nitzschia multistriata
Lineage: Eukaryota; Bacillariophyta; Bacillariophyceae; Bacillariales; Bacillariaceae
Source: the annotation of a GenBank genome assembly